GUAAAAGUAACCAUACAAGGUAGGUCGCAGAACCCGUUUCCGUUAUCGCAUCUCUUCCCUGGGCGAAUUCGAGUGCUUUCCUCUUCUGACAAUGGCGAUGACCAUCGAAGGUACGAUUCUCACUUCAUAGAAUUUUUGUUUAAGAUAAUUAUCGCGGGUCUGGGCGGGCUUAGCAAAAAAGGAUUGGACUAGGGUUUCAAAGCACUAAUUAUUUCUGACCUGGACGAGCGAAACUAUGUGGUAGUUAACGCAACGGAUAUUAAUAGUUUUGAAGCUACUAAUAGUUUCUUGAUAUGCAUUGAUUAUCAUGACACUAAUCAUUUCUCGUUGCGGUGCUGGAUGCGCUUGGAUUGCUGAAUGGUUCCUGUUCUAUGCAGUACUUGCUGGGCUUGCUUUUAUGUUUUCCGCUAGCAUCUUGCUUCAGAUCCUGGCGUGUGCUGUAUACAACAAUUGGUGGCCAAUGUUAUCAGCUCUCAUGUAUGUAUUGGUACCUAUGCCCUGCUUAUUUUUUGGAGGUGGUUCCACUCAGUUUCUGACUAGCCGAGACGGUGGGGGUUGGAUUGAUGCUGCCAAGUUUUUGACUGGAGCAUCAGCUGUGGGUAGCAUGGCCAUCCCUAUUAUCCUUAGGCAUGCACAAAUGAUUCAGACAGGAGCUAUGCUUAUCGAGUUCACCUCCUUCUUCAUAUUCGUUUGCACUGUCAUGUGUUUCCACCGUGCUAGCUUAGAAGACGAUUGGUAAUAUAACCAUCAAACUGGCUGUGUACUCGUGUGAUCAUUUAUGUUAUAACAAGUAUCAAAAUUACGGUGCGAUAAAUCUGCAGAGAUACUAAAUUAUUCACCAUGUAAAAAUAUGUUGGAUGUAUAUCUUCACAAGGCUGUUUAAUCAACUCUUUCUUUUGCUUUA
Molecule: messenger RNA, 904 nt
Organism: Juglans microcarpa x Juglans regia
Lineage: Eukaryota; Viridiplantae; Streptophyta; Magnoliopsida; Fagales; Juglandaceae
Product: vacuolar protein sorting-associated protein 55 homolog
Exons: 5
Coding region: 308-739 (143 amino acids)
Biological process (GO): late endosome to vacuole transport via multivesicular body sorting pathway
Cellular component (GO): endosome
Source: RefSeq, a predicted model, not a curated record